This is a messenger RNA of Fraxinus pennsylvanica, 636 nucleotides long. NCBI's taxonomy places the organism in Eukaryota, Viridiplantae, Streptophyta, Magnoliopsida, Lamiales, Oleaceae. The record is from the annotation of a GenBank genome assembly.
AUGGGGACAGAUGUCUUACUCCAACUGGGCAUUAUUUUUUUCACCCUAGGCAUCUUCUACGCCCUGCACAGCCUCCCCAAACGGGCACUAACCAAGCUCCGGUCCAAGGCCCGGCCUAACACCCAAAUCCACCGCCACUUCAUUCAGGGAGCUCAAUUCCUAUCACGAGCCCGAUCCUCUAAAAACAAAUCCACCGCCUUCAACCUCGCUAAAUCCGCCGCCAACGAGGCAGACAAGGCCUUGGCCCUCGAGCCGAAAGAUCCCGCAGCGCACAUUCUCAAGGCCAUGGCACUGGAUCUUAUGGGCCACAAGAACUCGGCCCUCAAAUCGUUGGACUCAGCGCUGUCGCCACCGGCAGUGAAGAUGUUGGCGGACAGAGAAAGAGGGGAUGCGUUGUUUAAGAGGGCCCAGUUGCAGGUGGGUUUGAAUCGGAAGAGGCGAGUUGACUCGGCAAUUGAUGACCUGGUGGAAGCCGUGAGGCUGAGUGGCGAUAAUGCUAAGGCCUUUUGCUUGUUGGGCCAGUGUUAUGAAAUGAAGGGCUUGAGAGAAGACGCUAAAAAGGCUUUCCAAGAUGCCCUGAGUGUUGAUCCCCAAUCAAAAGAAGCCCAUGAUGGUUUGGACCGAAUGGGCUUUUAA